CAAACGGAAGUUCAGACACGGAAGUCGUUGUAUUUGCUUCUACUAUGUGAAUAGUUGUGUUGUUCCUCUGCCCUCUAUUUGAUUCGUUUUAAUUAAUAAAUACUCCAUCGUCGAUUAUGGUGCGAGGCAGUUUGUUAAUAAGAUUCAAAUUGAUUCACUGCUGGUAAUGUAAGCUGAAGUCUUGUUGCGCUCAAACCGGACUUCAGCAGCUGUGAGAGAUGGAGGAGCUCUACACUUUAGAGAGGGAGGUGGGACGAGGCAGCUAUGGUGUGGUCUUUGAGGGCCAUAUGGCCAAAACAGGACAGAGAGUGGCUAUCAAGCGGCUGCCCUGCAGCAACCCGGAGUGUAUUGAACUCUAUCUGCAAGAGCUGUGGGCCAUGAGAGCCACAGCCAAGAACCAUGUCAAUGUCAUUGCACUCCACAGCUGCCUCCUGCAGACUGGGCCAAGGAGCCUGAAGCCCCUAAAACCAGGGAAACUGCCUCCACGUCUAGUUGAGAGUGUGCUAAAGGGCAGAGUGGCUGGAGCAUCACAGAGCCAAGAAAGGAAUAACACCCAGCGGAGGACUAACUCCGUCCCAAGACUCCAGGACAGAACCAAUGCUGUUCAGGCCAGGCCAAAGCUUGAUGAGAAGACUAAAACGAAUACAUCUGAUUCUACAACCCCACAAAGGCCUCAAAUCAGAGCCAGAAAGAGAUCGGCCCAGAGGGAGGAAGAGCAGCCGGGACCCCUGCGAUGCUUGGCCCUUUGGCUCGUCAUGGAGUACUGUGAUGGGGGCGACUUGAAUCAGUACCUGCUCUCCAGGCCACCUGACUCCCAGCGUAACCACAGCAUGGUGCGACAGCUCUGCAGUGCUUUGGCCUUCCUGCAUAGUCUGGGUAUCACCCACAGAGACCUGAAGCCUGACAACGUGCUGGUCUGUGUGACACCCAAAGGCCCUGUUGUCAAGGUGGCAGACUUUGGUCUGAGCAAGAUGAGUGAAGGUCUGGUGGAUGGUGAUCUGACCAGGCAGCACUUCUCCUCCACUUGUGGCUCUGACUUCUACAUGGCUCCAGAGGUGUGGGGUGGACUGAACUACACAGCCCAGGCAGACAUCUUCUCCCUGGGUGUGUUGUUCUGGGCGGUCCUGGACAGAAUCACCUUCUUGGAAGAAGGAUCCGCACAGGAACAGCUGGGUGCCUACGUGUGUAAGGGUCGCUCGGGCUGGUUGAUUCCUCUGGGGGAAGCUUUGUGGGAGAAUGCCGACCUCCAGCUGUGUAUCCCUAUGAAGUUUAAGAGAGCGCCCCCACUGCCACCCCCUCCUGGUCCAGCCAUGUGCACCCUGCUUUUAGACAUGCUCGCCUCAAACCCAGAUGCUCGGCCCUCAGCAGACCAGCUGGAGGCCAGGGUGCACUCUGCUCUGAAAGAGGACUCCCACUGACAAAGUGCACUUAACAGACCAUAAUGGCUGUAACCACCACAGCCACUACAUGGAAAUAUCGACUGCAGUGCUUCCUACAUGUGUAAGCAAUAGCCACUUUGCAGCCACAGGGAAGUUGGGAUACGAAAUAUGUAUGAUUAUCAGGGAUUGCAGGUGUUUUUGUUGUCACAGAAAAAAAGAUACAUUUCUAAGCUGUGUAGAAAAUUAUAUAAAGGGUAAAUAGUAAUAAAGACGCUCACUGAACUGCAAACAGAACAUGCAAUGUUAUCAAACAAACCCAUAUAGAGAUCUAGUGGGACUAUCUCAGGCUAUUUGUGAUGUCAGCACCAUGCUGUUGCUUAGGCUUUAAAUGCUUGACAUAGAAAAUCGAUUUUAGUGUGUAUAUAUGACUGAAAGGAAAUGCAAGGGAUUACUGCUGCUGCUUUUUGUCUGGGUCAACAUAGUUCAUAUUAUCUCCAAUUAAUUUGGGUGUUACUUUUGACUUGAUUUGAAGAUAUUGACCUUUUUUACUUGUUGGAAAAUGUAGCUACCAUUUCAUUAUUUUGUGAUUUUAUAAUUUUAUGUUCAAACUUGUUUUUUUUUCUCCCAAAUAUACAUACACUGAAUUUGAUCAAUUAUCUUUGAAAUAAUGUUUUAAUAAUAAAAUAAAACUGCCUUUAUUGGAUCAGGGUUGUAUACUUUAUCAGCCAAUAUAUAGAGAUUUCAGCAUUGGCCUGAAAAAUCCAGUAUCUGUCCACUCUAAUAUUACCUAAAUAUUUCCAACACACUGAUGUAGCAUAUGUCUUAAAUAUGUAAAGUAAGUGAUUUAAAAAAGUAAAUAUUUGUAAUAGAUCCCAGUACAGCACUAAAUACCUUUGUGAAACUUAGCAAAUCUUAAUUGUUGUUAAUACUGUCAGCAACAGGUGCUGUGCCAAUUUCUUACGUAGGGUGUGGCAUAUUUUUAUUUAUUUUUUUUAACAAAUGUCUUAUGUAUAAAUAAGGUGUAGUAUAGCCUAAACACGUGCAAUAGAUUUGAGUUAGUCUUUAUUUUUUUUAAAACUAAAAAGCUUUACACACAAAUUUAAACAUGACUUAGUUUUUCUUAUUUUAAAAUGUUUUCCUUGUUAAAAGUUAAGUCAAACUAUGUAACUGUUAGCAUUUUUGUGACAUCUGCACUGGCUCGAAGUGACUGACGAUCACUAAUACACCGUCCCCUCAUGAACAGGAAAUUAAAGCCAGACAUUAGGAUUGUUGCUGAUCGUAUCCAUGCAGACUCCACAGCAUUUAUUACUGGUCAUCAGUCUUGGUCAUUGACCAUCCAUAUCUUAGAUGACUACAUAUUUCACUUGCCUGAAAAAAAAAAAAUUAUAACGGCAACCGCUUUCUAACCACUUUUGCACAGAAUAUAAGUGAACCUGUACAUGAUGCGUAGUAAAAUGUUUCGUAAAUUCAUGCUUAGCAGUUUUACAGUGAGGAUAGUGACCCACAGAAAGAAGCCUUCAGAAUAAAUGCAUUAUGAACAUAAAA
Messenger RNA from Centropristis striata (black sea bass), 2924 nucleotides. RefSeq names its product Serine/threonine-protein kinase pdik1l-B-like. NCBI's taxonomy places the organism in Eukaryota, Metazoa, Chordata, Actinopteri, Perciformes, Serranidae. The record is from RefSeq and is a predicted model, not a curated record. Bases 219 to 1418 code for a protein of 399 amino acids. Gene Ontology annotation, molecular function: ATP binding; protein kinase activity. Gene Ontology annotation, biological process: protein phosphorylation. The transcript is spliced from 4 exons.